AUGAACGAGGUGCAGGAGCCGGCUGCGCGGCCGAUGCCGCUGCACCGCGUGCGCUUUGUAGACUGGUCGCCGUCAUCUAUCACGGCGCUGGCCUUUUCGCCGACGGCCCCUGCGGCCGGCGGCGCGGCGCACCAGGCGCAUACGCCGCGGUGCGUCCUGGCGAUCGGCCGCGAGAACGGGAAUAUCGACCUGUGCACCUGGUGCGAGGACGCAGCUGCGGAAAGCACGAGUGGCGCGCCGCUCGCCAAGGGCUGGAUGGUCGAAACAACCCUGUUUGGCGACGUAAACUACAAGAUCGAGGCACUCGCCUUUACCAAGAGCACCAUGGACGGCGCGGAGCGCUUGCGCCUCUUUUCCACGUCGGGCGGCAGCAUCGUCACGGAGCACUACCUGCCGUGGUCGAUCGCGUGCGUGACCGAGGGCGGCAAGCGCCACGACGUGCACGCCGCCACACGCACGCUCUCGUCGGGCGGCGGCGCAAUCUGGAGCAUGGCCGCCUCGCCGCUGAACCAGUACCUCGCCAUCGGCUGUGAGGACGGCGUAGUGCGCCUCAUUGACGUGACGGGGGACGCGUUUGAGCACGUCCACGGCGCGCGCAUCCGCGCGGAAAACGGCGAGAUGGCCGACGCGCCCCGCAUGGCGCGCGUCGCCUCGCGCAUCCUGUCCCUCGCCUGGGGACCGCCACGCCGUGCGACACGCCCGGCGCCGCGCCGCACGGCCGACUCGGACUCGGACUCGGACUCGGAGGAGGAAGAGGACGAGGAAAUCUGGCGCGAGGGAUUCCUCCUCGGCGGCCUCGGCAACUCGACGGCGGCCGUGUGGGACGUCGAGAGCGGCCAGCUGCGCUCGCGCCUCACGGUGAUGAAGAACCGCAACGAGCACACGAUCGUCUGGGCCGUCGCCGUGCUCGGCGACGGGACACUCGUCACGGGCGACUCGACCGGACGCGUUACCUUUUUCGACGCGCGCACGCGCGUGCCCGUGUCCGGCGCGACGUUCCAGUGCCACACCGGCGGCGCAGACGUGCUGAGCCUGUGUGUGAGCACCGACGGACGCACUGUGUACAGUGCGGGCGUCGACCAAAAGGUGGCCGAGUACAGCUUGGUCGGCCAUACGUGGGCGCAUACGGCGACGCGCCGCCUGCACGCGCACGAUAUCCGUGCGCUUGCGGUUGAUCCCCCCUUUGAUAUCCAGCGUGCGAGCACGAGCGCGAUCGUGCCGACGCGCCUGCCGGUGCUCGUGAGCGGCGGCAUCGAUUUCCACCUGGUCCUCACGCCGGCCGCGCCGCAGCGUGGGCCGUCGUUUGCGAAUCCGAUCUCGUCGAGCGCGUCGACGCGCUUUGCGGACACGACGCAGCGCCGCGUGCCGUUUGUGCCGCAGAAUGCGCGCGCGGGCGUCGCGGGUGGCGCCGUGGUCAAGAUGUGCGAUGCACGGCGCUGGAUUGUGCUGCGCCGCGACACGAGCGUCGCGGUCUGGGCGCUGAGCGACGAUGCGGAGCGGCCGUGGCACAAGCUCUGUGAGCUCGAGCUGCGCACCCGCUCGAACCUCGUGGAAGCGACCGUCUCGCCGGACGGUGCGUACCUCGCGGUUUCGGACCUGUACGAGACGAAGCUCUUUGCGCUGUCGCCUUCAGACGACGGGCUGCAGCCGCGGCGCGUCAAGGGCCUCGGCGCGGCGAUCCACGGCACCGACGCCCCGGCGCCAGGCGCCUCGGUCCUCGUCUUUACGCCGGACAGCACGCGCCUGAUUCUCGGUACGCUCCACGGCGCGUUUGUGCACCUCGUCCAGCUGCCGGCGCUCGGCGAGCUGCAGUUGCUGCGCUCCUUUACGCAGCACCGCCAGCGCUACACGCCCGAAGAGGGGCGCGGCGGGCGUGUACUCGCCGGCGCGCGGAAUGCCAAGGACCGCGAGGCGCUCGCGCGCGACGUCUUUGCGACGAUCGUCCUGGCGCUCGUGUCGCCCGACGGCCAGUGGCUCGUGAGCGUGGACAAUGUGCGCCGCAUGCACGUGUUCCACCUCGAUACGCUCUCGCACCAGCGCGUGCUUGCGUCGCCCGCGAGCCUGCCCACCUCGGCCGUAUUCCAUCCCCAGCACCCCAAUGUGCUCGCCGUGACGCUGCCCACGAACCAGGUCGCAUUCUACGACCUGGAAGGGGGACGUACCGGUGCGUGGGAGCAGGAGCUCCGUGCGCAGCUCGACACGCAGCUUGCCAAGGUGCGUGAGCCGGUGGUCGGCUGCGUCUGGCUCCCGGGCGCGGUCAAGGAGGAGGCGACGCUCGUCCUGUACGGCCCGACGUGGAUCUGCACUGCGCGCCACCGCGCGACGCCGGCCGCCGGCGGGACCAAGCGCCGCAGCGAGGCGCCGGCCGCACACGACGUCUGGAGCGUGCGCACGACGUUCAAGUACCAGCCGCUGCUCUCGGUGCAUGCGCUGCUGCGCCCCGAGGCCGAGCUGCUCGUAAUCGAGCGCCCGUACUUUGCGCUGGCGCAGUCGCUCCCGCCGUCGUUCUACCGCGGAGCCAAGUACGGCUUCUAG
Molecule: messenger RNA, 2535 nt
Organism: Malassezia japonica
Lineage: Eukaryota; Fungi; Basidiomycota; Malasseziomycetes; Malasseziales; Malasseziaceae
Gene: UTP4
Product: U3 small nucleolar RNA-associated protein
Exons: 1
Coding region: 1-2535 (844 amino acids)
Biological process (GO): maturation of SSU-rRNA from tricistronic rRNA transcript (SSU-rRNA, 5.8S rRNA, LSU-rRNA)
Cellular component (GO): small-subunit processome; t-UTP complex; 90S preribosome
Molecular function (GO): protein binding; RNA binding
Source: RefSeq, a predicted model, not a curated record